GCCUCCACAACAGCACUCUUCCACGACCAGCGCCCUCGGCGACAUUGACGCCUAAUGCGAAUGCCUUCUGCUCUGAGCCCUCGCAUCCUCGCCCUGUAGCGCCCGUGCUGUGCCUCAAAGACUCUUUCUUUCUCGCGACGUCUGUACCUCGACGCACCUCCCGCCGCAAGUCUAGCCUUCACCACGACCCACCUACAUCCUCAAUAUCCCCCAUAGCCCCGCCAAUAUGGCUCACAUCUACGACGUCGGCACGCGGGCGUGGCAGCCAGACGUCACCGACGGCUGGGUGGCCUCUGAGGUCGAGGACAAGAUUGUCGAGGGCGACAAGGUCAAGCUGAUCUUCCGCCUGGACAGCGGCGAGGCCAAGACCGUGACGACCACCCUCAAGGCCAUCCAAGAUGGCUCCGAUCCCGCCCUACCCCCCCUCAUGAACCCGGCCAUGCUGGAGGCCAGCGACGACUUGACGAACCUUUCACAUUUGAACGAACCCGCUGUCUUGCAGGCUAUCAAGCUGCGGUACUCGCAAAAAGAAAUUUACACAUACAGCGGUAUCGUGCUGAUCGCAACGAACCCCUUCGCCCGCGUGGACUCGCUAUAUGUCCCUGGGAUGGUGCAGGUGUAUGCCGGCAAGCAGAGGAGUUAUGGCGCCCCGCAUCUUUUCGCUAUUGCGGAGGAGGCUUUUGCCGACAUGCUCCGAGACAACCGAAAUCAGACCAUCGUCGUAUCUGGCGAGUCUGGAGCCGGAAAGACUGUCAGCGCCAAAUACAUUAUGCGAUACUUUGCAACACGGGAAGACCCAGACAAGCCCAGCAAGCGGGUCAAAGGCCGGGCAGACACCAUGAGCGAGACUGAGGAGCAGAUUCUGGCCACGAAUCCCAUCAUGGAAGCGUUCGGUAAUGCAAAGACGACGCGAAACGACAACUCCUCCCGUUUCGGCAAAUAUAUUGAGAUCAUGUUCGACAAGAAGACAGACAUCAUUGGCGCCAAGAUAAGAACGUAUCUGCUGGAGCGGUCGAGGCUCGUUUUCCAGCCGUUGAAGGAGCGGAAUUAUCACAUUUUUUACCAGAUGGUUGCGGGUGCUACGCCAGAGGAGCGGAAGGAGUGGAGCUUGAGGCCGGUUGAAGAGUUUGAAUAUCUCAACCAAGGGAGCGCGCCGGUCAUCGAUGGAGUGGACGACAAAGCCGAGUUCGAUGCGUUGAGGGCUUCGUUGGCUACGAUCGGUGUGGGACCGGAUACUCAAUCACAGAUCUUCCGGUUACUCGCCGCGCUUAUGCAUCUUGGAAAUGUCAAAAUAUCUGCCUCGAGAACGGAAUCGUCUCUUUCUCCGGAGGAGCCAGCCCUCGUCACGGCUUGCGGACUUCUCGGGAUUGAUGCCAACAGUUUUGCCAAAUGGACUGUCAAGAAGCAGCUCAUCACCAGAGGCGAGAAGAUCGUGUCGAAUCUCACCCAACAACAGGCCAUAGUAGUUCGGGACUCGGUUGCCAAGUUUAUUUACUCGAGUUUGUUUGACUGGCUCGUGGACAUCACGAACCAAAGUUUGGCUACGGAAGAAGUGCUGAGCCACGCCAACUCAUUCAUUGGUGUUCUGGAUAUCUACGGUUUCGAACAUUUUGCUAAAAACUCCUUCGAGCAAUUUUGCAUCAACUACGCCAACGAAAAGCUGCAGCAAGAAUUCAACGCCCAUGUUUUCAAACUAGAACAGGAAGAGUACCUCCGCGAGCAGAUUGAUUGGACUUUUAUCGAUUUCUCGGAUAACCAGCCUUGUAUCGAUCUCAUUGAAGGGAAGAUGGGCGUUUUGUCGCUGCUCGACGAAGAGUCUCGGUUGCCCAUGGGCUCGGAUGAGCAGUUUGUGACGAAGCUUCAUCACAAUUUCGCUGCUGAUAAGCAGAAGUUUUAUAAGAAGCCAAGAUUUGGGAAAUCUGCUUUUACUAUCUGCCAUUACGCCGUCGAUGUCACAUACGAGUCUGAUGGCUUCAUAGAAAAGAACAGGGAUACCGUGCCGGACGAGCAUAUGGAGGUUCUUCGGUCAUCGAAUAACAAAUUCCUCGGGAAGGUCCUGGAGGUUGCGGCGAUGAUUCGGGAGAAGGAAUCGGCUGCCACGGCCUCGACGAAACCGGGCGCAGCUAUGUCUGCCGGGCGCAGAAUUGCCGUCAACAGGAAACCAACGCUUGGUGGCAUCUUCAAGUCAUCUUUGAUCGAGCUUAUGGGCACCAUCAAUUCCACCGAUGUCCACUAUAUCCGUUGUAUCAAACCCAAUGAAGCCAAGUCAGCCUGGAAAUUCGAAGGUCCCAUGGUUCUCAGCCAGCUCCGCGCUUGCGGUGUUCUCGAAACUGUCAGGAUUAGUUGUGCUGGAUACCCGACUCGAUGGACCUACGAGGAAUUCGCGCUACGCUACUACAUGCUCGUCCCGUCAUCGGGAUGGACUCCAGAGAUCCGGCUUAUGGCGAACCAGAUCUUGAAGAGAGCGCUUGGUGCGGGCAAAGGUGAUGGAACGGACAAGUACCAAAUGGGUUUGACCAAGAUUUUCUUCCGCGCUGGUAUGCUUGCGUUCUUAGAGAACCUGCGAACUGCACGUCUCAACGAAGCGGCCAUUAUGAUCCAGAAGAACCUGCGGUGCAAGUACUACCGCCGCAAGUAUCUAGAGGCUAGGAGUGCGAUCAUUGCAUUCCAAUCACUUGUCAGAGGCCAUCUGGCCAGAGAGCGUGCGGAAGAGGCUCGACAAGUCAAGGCGGCUACAACCAUCCAACGUGUCUGGCGCGGACAGAAGGACAGGAGACAGUUCCUGUAUAUCCGGAAAAGCAUCGUUCUGUUCCAGGCUACUGCGAAGGGUUAUCUGGAGCGCAAGAACAUCUUGGACACCAGGCUCGGCGCGGCUGCGAGGAUGAUUCAGCGCAACUGGCGGCAAACGAGGCAGCUCAAGUCCUGGAGGAAUUACAGGCGGAAGAUUGUCAUCAUCCAGAGCUUGUGGCGCGGAAGGAAAGCUCGCCGCGCGUACAAGGGUCUGCGCGAGGAGGCGCGCGAUCUCAAGCAGAUCUCGUAUAAGCUGGAGAACAAGGUCGUGGAGCUCACGCAGUCGCUGGGUACGAUGAAGCGCGAGAACAAGACGCUCCAGGGCCAGGUCGAGAACUACGAGAGUCAGCUCAAGUCAUGGAAGACGAGAAACACGGCGCUCGAGGCGCGCAACAAGGAGCUCCAGACCGAGGCCAACAAGGCUGGUAUCACGGCUGCGCAGCUCUCGCAAAUGGAAGACGAGUUCAAGGCUCUGCGCCACAAUUACGACGAGAGCACGGCCAAUAUGCGCAGGCUGCAGGAAGAGGAGAAGCAACUGCGUGAUUCGCUCAAGAAGACGACUGAUGAGCUGGAGCAGUCGAAGAGGCGGAGCACUACGUUUGAGUCGGAGAAGUCGUCGCUCAAGCAGCAGUUGGUCGAUCUGCAAGAUCAGUUCGAGUUGCUCAAGCGCAGCGGACCGAUCAAUGGCGAGUUGCCGAAUGGUAUGGGACAUACCGUCCAACCCGCCAGCAGCCUCAUUAAUUUCGUUUCGUCGAAGACGCCGAAGAGGCGGAGUGCGGGUCCCGAGCGCGCGGAUCUCGAUCGCUUCAGUGCUACGUACAGCCCCAGGCCGGUUUCUAUGGCUAUUGGCUCGACAGUGCACCGACAGAACCUCUCUGGGUCUACCUUUGCCCCGAUAGAUAACGUGGAGCUGGAGCUUGAGAGCAUCUUGGCCGAUGAGGAGAAUCUGAAUGAUGAGGUCACGCUUGGUCUUAUCAGGAACUUGAAGAUCCCAUCGCCAACUACGACACCGCCGCCAACGGACAAGGAGGUGCUCUUCCCAGCAUACCUCAUCAAUCUCGUUACUUCGGAGAUGUGGAACAACGGCUUCGUUAAGGAGUCGGAACGCUUCCUCGCCAACGUCAUGCAGUCGAUUCAGCAAGAGGUUAUGCAGCAUGAUGGUGACGAAGCUAUCAACCCGGGCGCGUUCUGGUUGUCCAAUGUGCAUGAGAUGCUGUCCUUUGUCUUCUUGGCCGAGGACUGGUACGAGCAGCAGAAGACGGACAACUACGAGUACGAUCGCCUAUUAGAGAUUGUCAAGCACGAUCUCGAGAGCCUUGAGUUCAACAUCUACCACACCUGGAUGAAGGUGCUCAAGAAGAAGCUCCAGAAGAUGAUCGUCCCCGCCAUCAUCGAGUCGCAGUCUUUGCCCGGAUUUGUCACUAACGAGAGCAACCGCUUCCUCGGGAAGUUGCUGCAGAGCAAUAACACGCCUGCGUUCAGCAUGGACAACCUACUCAGCCUACUUAACAAUGUGUACAGGGCCAUGAAGGCGUACUACCUCGAAGACUCGAUCAUCACCCAGACCGUUACGGAGCUGUUGAGGUUGGUUGGUGUGACGGCGUUUAACGAUCUGCUCAUGCGGAGGAAUUUCCUCAGCUGGAAGCGUGGUCUCCAGAUUAACUAUAACAUCACGAGGAUUGAGGAGUGGUGUAAGAGCCACGACAUGCCCGAGGGGACACUGCAGCUGGAGCAUUUGAUGCAAGCAACCAAGCUCCUGCAACUCAAGAAAGCAACCCUCAACGACAUCGAAAUCAUCCAAGACAUCUGCUGGAUGCUGUCGCCCAACCAGAUCCAGAAGUUGCUCAACCAGUACCUCGUCGCCGACUACGAGCAGCCCAUCAACGGCGAAAUCAUGAAGGCCGUCGCGUCGCGCGUCACGGAAAAGAGCGACGUGCUCCUCCUCACCGCCGUCGAUAUGGAGGACUCCGGCCCUUACGAGAUCGCGGAACCCCGCGCCAUCACGGCGCUAGAGACAUACACGCCCAGCUGUGAGUUGUCCGCUUUCAGUCAAAUUAACCACGACGUCAAGAGGCGGAAUGGGGACCGGUGGGUGUGGAACUACUGGUGGUUGAAGCGGUUGAGGCGGUAUUACAGUCUUCACGGUAUAGGUAUCGACAACCACCACCACCAGUUUGAGUUUUUUCAUGAGGAGAGCGGAUGUGAGGAGAACUAUUUUUAUCGUAUGGAGGCUGAUCGUUUUGUGUGUACAGGGCUGCAAACACCGAGAUUGAAGCGCUUGGCGGAGAUUGUGAGCGCGCAGGCGAUUGCGCAGCAGGAGAAGCUGGAGUUUGACGGUGACGAGCCGAAUGGGGUGGAGAAUGGCGUGGGCGAGGCGAAUGGGAAUGGGGUGCAGGGGCUGGCGAUUCAGGAGGUUGCGGGGGUGUAAGUAUCUCACCUUUUCUCGUCGUCAUUGCUGCCCACACUCCUACACUUUUCCCCAGCGAGCGUGGAGAACUGGGGGUGACGGCGACGGCGACGCAGGGAGUGAAGGUA
This is a messenger RNA of Mytilinidion resinicola, 5325 nucleotides long. Its product is annotated as myosin-2. Gene Ontology annotation, cellular component: myosin complex; cytoplasm; vesicle. Gene Ontology annotation, molecular function: ATP binding; actin filament binding; microfilament motor activity. Gene Ontology annotation, biological process: actin filament organization; vesicle transport along actin filament. The coding region runs from base 227 to 5218 and encodes 1663 amino acids. The transcript has 5 exons. NCBI's taxonomy places the organism in Eukaryota, Fungi, Ascomycota, Dothideomycetes, Mytilinidiales, Mytilinidiaceae. The record is from RefSeq and is a predicted model, not a curated record.